CUCGACUGCUACGAUGCUCUCGAGGUCGUGGAGAUUGCCGACACGAGCGGCGUCGACCCUGCAUCGCUCGCAAUGGGCGACCACAACAAGAACCCAAGAGCGUUUUCGCAACUCGUGCCUGGGACUUAUCUGAUGGAAGACGUCAAGUCGGAUGCUUGGGCGGAUGCGAUUGAGAAUGUGGGCGACACGGACAGCUGCCUGCGCAUCCAGGGAAGAAUGGAGGACUCCGACGAGGACUUCUCCAUCGAUCUGUCAUGCAACACGACUGAGGGUGUGUCUGCCAUCCUCCCUUUCGACUGUCCUGACGUGGGCCUCUGCUCGGUGCGAGAUGGCAACGUAUUCAAACCUGCACUCGUAAGUGGGAGACAUGAUGGAGAGAAGAGAUGGGUCGGCACCAUCUUCAUGCGCCUGAUGCGCGUGCGUCGAUUGCCUGAUGUGUGUGCGUCGAUCAGCUUGUGAUUCAGGGCGUGUUGAAGGUGGUCAACGCCAGUGAGGCCGACUGCGUCGGCCUUGAGGCGCAGAUCGAGCUGACAGCGUGAAUGCAAAGACAGCCUGAGGCAUUCAUAGGGCUCACUGCAUGUUUCUUGCCUGUGUCUCUGUUUGUGUGCAGCACCGGAUUGGUCGAUGAAGCGAUCUCUGGUCGAGCUCGCUCCGCCAACUACACAGCCGAGCAGCGAAUCACGAUCUUUGCUGAAGGAGAAGAGACAGAGCUCAUUACCACACGUGGCAUUGCUCUGGUCAGUCCAGCCGCCAACUCUGACUUGGGGCUGCUCACGUUUCCCAGCACGGUGCCCGCCGGCUGCCCUUCCCUGCUCAAGCAGCGCAUCUUCACGAUCACAUCGGGCGACGUGGCGGCAGGCGGGGUGAUCGCGGCCACUGCAUCCGGAUACAGUUACGAUCAGAACGACACUGUAGUCUCAAAGGUAAACACGUAGAAGCGAGGGACAGCACCUGCAUUGCGAUCCCCUUUCUGGUUUUGUCUGCUGCAUGCAGAAAGUGUUUGAGGUCGAGAUAGGCUCUGGCAAGUCUGCCGAUUUCAACGAGGUCUGCCGCGAGGCGGCUGAAGAGGAUCGCAUUUCCGCAGAGCAGGAGCGGCUGGUGACUGAGCAAGCGGCGAUAGGUGUGGACCCUUCUCGUGCAUUGGUCGGCAUCGAGGCACCCUCUCUGUGGUUCCCGCUUUUCAAGACAGGCCCAAGCCCGUUCUUCCCCCUGUUCAAUGCGCGAAGGGUGGCACGCUAUUCGGUGACCAGGGAAUUUAACCCCGAUGAGAUUGCGGACGAGUUCGGCGUUACUGACCGAGACCGAGAGCAGUCGAAGAUCUUCUUGUGGAGAAGAGUGUUUGAUUUCAUAUCUGUUCAAGCCGACAUCAGUCGGCCUAUAAGCUAUGUCCAGAUCUUAUGUGCCGAGAACGUGACGGUUCUACCGGUGACAUUCAAGCUGGAGAAUCUGGAGACGGGCAGCUCUCUCGAUCUCAUCCUCAAGGCACAACUGGGCUCCUUACUCGACCAGGAUGCAGGCGGUGAGACAGAGAAAACACCCUUCUGGAGCCAUCCGUUUGCAAUCGUUUUUUUUGUUUGUUCAUGCUCAGUUUAUGUUGAGUGCCGACGCCGUGUGCUGCAGACUCUCCCAGUUGGCUUCGCCGACACAUAUCAAAUCCCUGGCGGCCUCACAGCAGGCUCGAUCGCUGCUGUUGGAGUCGAUCCUAAGGUGUGGGCGCUCGGAGACAACGUGUUCGUGGACGUGCUGAUCAAAGACGGAGAAGGUGGAUCCACCACGACGUCACUGAGAGAUGAGGGGAUUGUUGCUAAUCUCCAACAGCACAACUGCAUCGGUGUGACAGAGACCAAGCAGAGAGAAAUCAGCGCGACGGUGUUGGUGUACGAGAGACAAGAGGAGGGCAAUCGGGCCAGCGAGGAGGUCAUCUUGGACACGACCUGCGAGAUCGGCUUCGAAUGCUUUGCAGCGUGUCCCGAGCCCAGGUUGCCGGUCUCCAGCCCCGCGGCAGUGCAGAAUAGGACGUAUCAGCUUCUCGAUGCACCCUUCAGAACUGCAACGUCAGAGUGGACUAUUACAUCUGGCACAAUGGAACCAGCUCGUUAUUCUUCUGGACCUCUUCCUCUGUUCGAUUCUCGUUACGAUACGAGAGGAUGUACUGACAAUCGCUUUACUGAUUCAAGCUGCACGAGGACCGUCGAUGAGAAGAUCUAUAGCUGCGCGCCCGACCAAGGGACGGGCAUCGGCGUGCAAGUGAAGGUCGAGUACGAUUCAGCAGCACUCGAUAGCAGAAUCACCCAUGGCUUCUUUGAGCCCUUGGCGUUGGCGAAUGUCUUCAUCAAAGGGGCGGUCUGGCAAGUCUAUCCCCCUGAAUGCGCAGGUACUUAAGCCGUACGAUGAUUCAAAUAUAUGUGGAUCAGCUUAUCCUCUGUUUUCUUCUGGUAGAACAGGCAGCAUUGUCUUUGUCGAAGGUAGCGGAUAGCGUGGGUGACGGCAGGAAACCGUCUCUGCUGUGCCGUGAUUUGAUGCAGGCGAUCUUCUUGUUGGAGUGGGCUUUCAAAACAACUUCAUACAGCCACAAGAAGGCCGGGGUUACUUUGGAGAUGAGGUCAACACUCAGCUCGAUGAUUUGAUAUUUGCACGGGGGCAAGAGGGGCAAGAGGGGCUUCAUUUCGGCAUUCCAGAGGCGCUGCUGACUUCAAGCGUGCGGCUGAUGAAGGUGGAAUACACUCUACUGAGUCUUGCUGAAGAAGCGACGAUUGAAGCAUGCUUCAACGCAAACAAGUCCAGAAAGGUCUCAACGAAGGAUCUUGUCUUUCAUCCGGACGGCCAAACAAAAACAAAGAUCUCAUACUUUGAUGUGUCUCGAUUUAACGGUGAUCUCCAGGUAGGCCGUGUAUGUGUGUGCACUGAUUGCAGGGACUUUUUUUGUUACUCUUGCAUAUGCGUAUUUUGCAGGAGAUCCAGUCCGAGUCUUUUGGUGCUCCACUGCUGAACGAUGAUGAGCUUGGGCUUAAGUCUUUCUUGCACAUUGACUCGAAUAUCGAAGGCGACAUAUUUAGCCUGAGUUCGUCUGUAUUACUCGGCAACCUUACCAACUUCUGCGACGAGACCAACAAGAGUGAGCAGGCCACACGAGCAUGCAAGCGAUCGUGUUUCUCUGCCACUGUAUUUGCCUGCGUGAAUGUGUACGCUCCAGUUUUGAUUCAGUGCCAACCUGCGAAGCGGCUGCAGCUCGUGGCAGACCAUGGAUCGAGGGCUGCUGAUGAUGAACUUGUCAACUCCAUCGCAACUGUGGUGUCAUCAGGCGCUGGCUUUGACUACAUUGCCAAUCUCACCGCCCCUCCGGGCUUUGAUUUGUCGUGCAACAUCAGCGAAGCAUCGGAGAUUUUUCGGCUGACAAUGUCGAACAGAGAGGGUGGACACCUCGUGUACGCCGACACGGCGUACAUCGACCAUGACAUUCAGAAUUAUCUGAUUCGUACUGUGCCGUUGAGUGUUGGCUUUAGAAGAGCGAAUGGGGAGACGGGAAAGGUAGACGCCCUCUGUCCUGUGGCAAUCGACUGCUGUAAGGAAACAUAGGGAAACAUCGGCUAAGAACACCACUUAUUUCUUGUGUGUCCGUGAAUGUGUAUCAGUGCUGCCGGAGAGGGCACCACGGCCUGUUUUCGACCCAAGUCCUGACAACACGUCCAUUGCGAGACCCCCCCGGCCUCCGGCUUCUACACCGCUGCCCGGGAGAGAUGAUUUCUGUCCAGGUAGCUUCAAGGAAGCAGACAGGGCCUUGUAGCAAGGGACGGUUACCUUUUCCUCUUCCCUUUUUAGAGCCGCUGCUCUUCGAAGCAGCGGGCAAUCUCUCAACACUGCAGGACCUGCGGCUCCCCACCGGUCUACAUCCCCACGUCAUAUGGAAUGCUCGAUCUAUCAGUCCCUUCAUUGUUGUGGCGCUAGACGCCGGAGAGGAUGGGGUUGCCACCCUAUCAGUUGUGGAUCUCUUAAUAUUCGGCAAUCGUGUCAUUGGGGAGUAAUCCGUGACCUGCUAAAAAAGAAAGAGGCUUCCUGUGUCAUGAUUAAUACACAUGUGCUGCAGGGAAAGAGUGACUGUCGAAGCCGUAUCUGAUUUUACAUCUGGUACCUUCGAGUUGGUCGUCGUAGUGCUGACACGAAACAUCAAUGGAGCUGCUGACGGCAUCGGCAUACAGGUAUAUGACGAUAGAAGCAAAAGAGUCACACGAAACUGGCUGGCUUCUUCGUGCCCUGCCUGUCCUCCAGGCCUUGUGUGUCAAUGGCCCAUGCAAUGCCAAGUUGGUUGUAUUUGAGCACACUGGCGAUUGCAUUCCAAGAGCAGUCGAUGGGAAGGUGUUCGGUGUGAGUGAGACUAUCGACUUAGAGGCUCUCCCGCUUCUCCCUUCUCCUCCGGCGCCUCCAGGAGGUCGUCUGCCGAGACCGUGCCCAGGCAAGCGCAGGAAAUACACUACUGCACACAUGCCUGCUUGGAAUACGUGCAGGUUCCCUUUUGGGCCCAAUCAACGGCUCGCUGGAAGCGGGGAACCCGACGAGCAUUGAUAGUAUAUCUGGUCCUUUUCCUGCUUGCUUCGUCAUCGUGGCUUUGGAUUCACUCACUAUGGGUGAUAGUGACUUAUUCGUAUACAACCCGUCCACAGGGUAAGGAAAGGUAGCAGUUGGUGUGCAAUAGACUGAAUGAUGCAUCCGUACAGGGACGGCGUCAUUAGCGAUAAAAAAAGUGAUGGUAUAAUAGAUAGUUACGAGGAUGUGGUGGUGGUUGAUGUCUGUGCUUUUGGAGGGAGUUUUUCCUUUGGUGUGAGCGAUCGCUUCAAUGCCACUCUAAGGCGGAAAAGAAUGCUAUGCGUGCUCUUCUUUCAGGUGUCAUGUUACUCCGGGCCUUGUGAAUGGGUGCGCAUUGAAUGCGUAGCAAAGAGAAUACCUUUGUUGCUAUAUUUCCUCUCCUUUGUUUCUUGCAGGAACUUAUUCCUUUCGAUCAUGACGGCAAUUGCAUGCCCUCGCUGCCUUACGGGGUGAAAGUGAUUGGGAUCGAUACCAAAAUCGAUCCGACACUUCCUGUUUUCCCAGGACGCUGACAGCUACACGCUGAGUCUUCUGCUGUCAAGAGAGUCUUUUACAAGUAGUGAGUUUGCGUGCGUGCAUGUGAUUUUUCCCUAUUUAAGAAUCUGCACCUCAACACAGACAUCGAGAUGGAAUUCCCUCUUUGAGUGGGCGACACACGCACAUGCAAUUAUACAUGUAUGUGAGGAGAGCUGUGGGCUAUGGACUGUGGUGCUGUAUGCGCGUAGUGGCGCCACCUGCGUCAGUCAAUGCACCUGUUCUCAGA
Messenger RNA from Vitrella brassicaformis, 5344 nucleotides. Lineage: Eukaryota; Vitrellaceae. The record is from the annotation of a GenBank genome assembly.